Messenger RNA from Pocillopora meandrina, 4907 nucleotides. Lineage: Eukaryota; Metazoa; Cnidaria; Anthozoa; Scleractinia; Pocilloporidae. The record is from the annotation of a GenBank genome assembly.
AUGAAUCUUCUUCGAUCAGUAGAGAAUGUUGUGAAUAUGAAUCGAUUAGCCUCCUGCUUUGUUACGUAUUCCGCUGUUUGUCGCCGGUGUAAAGUUAGAUGUCCCAUCUCGCGUGCGUUCUCAAUAUCGUUCCGAAGCAGUGCCUCUACGACUUCUGUUACAAAUGCAGCAGAAAAGAAGGAAAAGAAUGAUCCGCAGUCUAUUCUCAAAACUAAAACGAUAGGCACUGUCGAGGUGGAUCUACCCGAAGCCAGAAAGCAGGUUAGUCACAUAAAUACUUGGAGCCUUAGUGCUUUGCAUACACUUAGAGAGGUUCGUGUCACUUCUGUCUUCAUGUACACACCCUUUGCUCCCAUGCCCUUCCAUUAGAAUUCUCGGAUCCUAGAUUUGACCGGCAGGGAUCAAAGCCGUAAAAGCCUUUAUAUCUCUGUAAAAAACUGUAGAAUCUUACCACCAGUUGUGUGAGGCAGGGCUCGAAAUUAGCACUCGCAAACUCGCGAAAUGCGAGUGGUUUUUCGAAGUUGCGAGUCUAAAAAAUAUCCUCUAGCAAACAUUUGCGAGUACCGGUAUUUUUCCAGUAGAAUUUCGAUUAAAAAAUUAACGCUGAAAAUGGCUGCAUUGAAAAGUUGCUGGUUAGGUUCCUUCUUUUGCUAGUAAAAAUAAUCUUACUAGCAAAACUUUGCUAGUAGACAAAAAAGUUAAGUUCGAGCGUGUGGUUAGGUUACACACGCUCUAGUUUGCAUGGCUAGAAGAAACAAAAGAUUCAACCUCUUACUUAUGGCAAAAUAUGAACUAGAUGGAAUUUGCAUCAAAAAAAUGAUUUUAAGUCAUCAAGGGGCUAUUUAAAAAAGCUUGAGCUUGCAGAGAGACACUAUGUUCAGGUUUUCGUUCCAUGUAGCGUUUAGGCUCAUGGGUGUUGAUUGAGCAGCAUCAGUUACCUUUACAACAUAGAGGACUUUUCAAUUUAUCGGUCCUCCUUUAGAGUUCAAAGUUAAAAUCCUUAGGGGAGCCAAUUCUCCCACCUCAGUCCCUCGUUCUAUGACUAAUUUUCGUUGUUAUGGGAAUAACAACUGACGGUAAAAUUUCCACAGAGCCCCAUACUAUCGUAAAACAAAUCUGUUUUCCCAAUGGCAAUGUAUUGUUUUUGUCAUUUUUUUCUCUAUCCAAGAACUGAAUGCGUAAUGUAUGGGAUGGGGCUGUGUGGAAAUUUUACCCAACUGACAGGGGGUAGUAGUUGUUAAAACAGUAUUUCAAAGAUGAAAGCUCCAUGCUGCAAUCCUUUAGUUUACCAUGGCUAGAAGAAACAAUUUUUUCAAGAUUCAACCUCAAGAUUAGUUAUUGCUUAUGGUAUUAAUAUGAACUAGAUGGGAAUUUGCAUCAAAUUUUUAUGCAAUAUUCCACAAAAAAUUUUCUCCUCCUUUUCUCUAUUUCACUCAAAUGAUUUUAAGUCAUCAAGGGGCUAUUUAAAAAAGCUUGAGCUUGGAGCCUGGAUGACAUUAGCAAGAAGAGAUCUGAUUAUGAAAAUGCAUUUGAUCAACAGAGUAGGGAUAUUAACAAGAUUUCCUAAUGAAUGGUCCUUUGCUUAGUGGCUUUAAGGGGCAUGCAAUCUUUUUUUUUUGUCGUAGGUUAUCACCUUUACUUACACCAGAGGGAUCAAAAGCACCCCUAACACUACCUUAGUGUUGCACUUGUAAAUGACUGUAACUAUGCAUCACAUGCAAAUGAGAGGCAUGACUGAUAUACUCUGACAGUAAAUCUUUGUGUAUAACUUGUGUUUUCUUUACAGGUAAUUUUGAAGGAGUUAAAUAGUAGAAGUUUAGAAGAGCUCUCAAACACUAAAGGCAUAGGAAAAGUUAAAGCAGUUUCCAUUUUAGACUACCGUGACAACUUUGGACCAUUUCAAAGUGUAGAGGAUCUUUUUCAAAUAAAAGGUUUUGGUUCUGCAUUCUUUAAAAAUCUUCAAGAGGCUGGUGGAUUAGCAGCUGUUAAGAGAAAGACUUCUAAAGGACUGGAGACCAUCUGGGAGCAGUUAGCACAAAAUAAAAAAGAUGUAAGUGAUUUGAAUUAUGUUUAUUGAAUGUUAUGGACAGUCCUGUGAUAUGGCCUUUGUGUGGCACUAUCUGAGUUCUUAUUGUAAAGAAUGGCUUAAUUUUUUAGACAAAGCUUUGACUUAAAUUAACAUUCUUUGUACAACUGAUAGUGGGAGAUACUUUUGUCUUAUGUUUAAUGCCCUGGACUCCCUGUCAAGGGGUCCAGGUGAAAGACCUGCCAGGUUAAUGUGUUGUGUUCUUGGGUAAAAUUCUUUACCCUCAAAAUGCCUCUUUCCACCCAGGAGAGUAAAUGAGUACUGGUGAAUUGUCAAGGAAGCCUGAUGAAACAAAAUGAUAGGGGGUAACCUUGUGAUGGACUGACAUUUCAUCCAGUGGGGGGGAGUAGUGAUACUCCUUGUCACUUCAUGCUAUUAGGAAACAGGGAUAAGCUGUGGCUGGGUGGGCCAAUCGGGCAUUUAAUUCAAUUUUUUUCACCCUUUGUACUUUGCUUUGGAUUAGGUUGUUGAAGUUACACAUUUUCUGAACAAGCCAGGCUUAUGACUUUGUGGUCUGGUAUGUUUUCAGGUGAUAUCUGAAAUUGUGUCAAUAGAUAUUGGAUUCCAGAAUGCUGCUUGGGUCCGAAUGGACAAAGAUAAGAAGGUAUUGGGUUGGUCUCGAGCUGAAAUAAUAAAACCAAAACCUUAUAACCCGGCUGUCUUCCAACCUUUGGUAAGCAUUGAUGUUCCUGCAUUGUUUAUUGUCAACCCUUUAACUCCCAGAUCAAAUUUGUAAUUCUCCUUAUUGCAAACCAUACAAUUCUUAUAAUGUUAGUUCAGCGAAUUUAGUAUUGGAUCAACUAAUUAUUCCCAAAUUGAUGUUUUUCUCUAUUCUCAUCACUUAUCUGGUUGAUUUUGUAUUGAUAUUGUAAGGAGAAAUUCUGUCUUGGUCACUCAUGGGAGUUAUUAGGGGUUAAACUCAGAAAACUGUGAGUACCAAAUAUAUGUACAAGACGAUUCAGGUUUCAGGGAACUAGACAAUCAACUUUAGUCAUAGACAGUAAUGGCUAUCAGUUCUUUAUUUUUAGGUUUACCAUGUGUGAGCAGAACUUUAUUUAGAUUGUUAAAUACAUAUCUGGCUUGCUGGAAUCACAUCAAAGUUUUCAAGGUUUUCUGAGUUUAACAGUGACUGUCUUGAUUUCAAAUUAUGAGUAAUUUAGGCUGCUCAUAAUGUGUCUUUCAAACUAUCUUUAAGUUGAGUUUAUCAAUGUAAGAUUAUAAAAAAAUGAUCUGAUAUUUAAUUGCAUGACGCCCUAUUGUAUUUCUUUUGAGCCAAAUCAAAUGAUUUCUCAUUUUUUAAGACAAGAUCAUAUUAUAGAGAAAACAUCUUUAGUUUGUGAAGAGUAAAAAAUGUCCAAAGUGGCCAUUCUGCCAUGCAUGAUUCUAAAAUGUUAACUUGUUGCCAGAUCAAGUGUCCAUUAUUGCAAAAUAACAAAAAUCUGCAAGAGUGGGAAUUACUUUUAUAUGGCUUGGGUACUUUUUCUAUUGUUUCCUUUGUCUCUGGGUGUGCAGAAGAACAGAGUGUUUUAAAGGUUAAGGGAUCAAUUGGUAUUUCACCUUUUCCCACUUCUGCAUUCUUGGUAAGCUUUUAGAUUUAAGUUCCUCAGUUCCCAAACACGAAUACAAAACUUGGUUUUCUUGCUUUUUUUCAUCUUUCACUCUGAGCACAAUGAUGGUUAGAAAGUAAUUUGAUCUAGUUGACCAGCUCAAGAGGUUGUCGACAUCAGAGCCGUUUUAAGUAAGCCCACAUCAGUUUUUCUUAAGCCUCUCUUCUCUGCCACCACCCCCCCCCCCUCUCUUAAAAUUGGGUGGGGAUAGUUGGCUCCGCCUAAAGGGCCUUUGAAAGAGAGACUCCAGUAAAAUAUAUGGAAGUUGAAAACCUUUUUUACUAUUUUUUUUAUUGAAUAACAGGUUCAACAGUUUGUCAACAGAGUACCCAAAACAGACAUCUAUGUGGUGGAGAUGCAAAGCCAUCGGAUCGGGAAACAAACCGCCGCCCUUCUCCCUUUUGCGGUGCACCUUCGCGUGUUUGAAGCCAUGUUGACCUGUUUGUUGCCUGGAUUAGUAAUACCCUUUGACCCGUUGUACACCUCGAAACAUUUUUGUCUUCCUGUGGGUAGAACCAAGAAGAGAGCAGCCGUGAAUUUGGUGGAGAGCUUGUUUCAGGACAGAAAAAACGAAGAACCGUUCGAGUCUCAAUGUGAGCAGUUUCUUAAAGAACAACAAGGGAUGGAGGGCAGUGAGGAUUUUGUCGAAUCGUUCAUCGAUGAUCAGAUGAGUGGAUUUCCUGGAAACAGUAACAAACCUCUGCUGCAGGUAUCGCCACAAUUUGUGAACUAUUUCAAAUCGUGUGAUAAGAAGGACGAUUUGAGCGACUGUCUGCUACAAGCGUUGGCUUUUUAUGACCUGGUGGUAGAAAAUAGGAAACAGUCUCGAAUGUGAUACUGCGAGAUCCUCGUCGUGAAAUUUGAAGACUUUCUGUCAGCUUGUCUCGCUUCUUCUUUUACUCUCAGUCGCGGCCAAUAUACAAACGAAUUAUUUCAAAGGGUACAGUGAGUCUUCAUGUCUGGAAAACAGGUUGAACACUAAUUGAAUACGGUGAAGUAUGUCACAGCACUCGCUGCAGCGUUGCAGGCGGAAAUAAUUAUACUCGGACGCUUUCAUACGAGAGAGAAAGAAUUGCUUUUCGCUUGGGUAAUGCGCACUGCAUAAACAUUUGCGCAACUUGAUUAAAAUUGAAGGUUUUAAAUAUUCGAUGGAGUGGUGUAUUGAGUCUGAAUUAAACUCGAGUAUGUAUCUCAAGGAAUCAAAAUGGUGAACA